AUGAUUCAGUUGUCAACGAAUCGAUGUGCAGAUAUUGAUUCAUUUUGCCAAUUAUUGACAAAUGUAACAACAAGUUCGUCUUCUGUCGAAUUCUCUUCAUCAUUGUCUCUUUAUUCGAGCACACCAUUAAGUUUUCCUGCAGCGACAACAGUUUCAAUGAUGUUGACCUAUGAAUCGAGUAUCAUCACAAUAGAGGAGACGUCAGUACCACCUUAUGUGACCAGUACUUUGCUUUUGUUCAAACCAUCGGAUCAAAAUCAACGAUGGAAAGCUAUUGUGGCUAUUAUAAUUCCAUCCAUAUGCAUUUUAAUUUUCAGUUUAACUAUUGUUUAUAUUUUAAAAAGAAAAAAACGAAAUCAAUGCGAUGAACAUUUGGAAAUGAAACAACAUUUUGCACGACAUUGA
This is a messenger RNA of Rotaria socialis, 405 nucleotides long. The record is from the annotation of a GenBank genome assembly. Lineage: Eukaryota; Metazoa; Rotifera; Eurotatoria; Philodinida; Philodinidae.